Amyelois transitella is the source of this 2033-nucleotide messenger RNA. Its product is annotated as omega-amidase NIT2-A. Gene Ontology annotation, molecular function: omega-amidase activity. Bases 51 to 980 code for a protein of 309 amino acids. Lineage: Eukaryota; Metazoa; Arthropoda; Insecta; Lepidoptera; Pyralidae. The transcript is spliced from 6 exons. The record is from RefSeq and is a predicted model, not a curated record. Gene Ontology annotation, cellular component: mitochondrion. Gene Ontology annotation, biological process: L-glutamine metabolic process; oxaloacetate metabolic process.
AGAUAGUUAAGUCAAUGUCAAUGAGCUGGAAGAGGGACAGCGACAGAUAAAUGUUGUUAUUUUUUAAUUUAUGUCAGACAAGGUUAUCACGUCAAGAUUGUUUUGAAGAUAAUUCAACUAUUUUACCAAUAGGAAGUGAAAAAAUGCUAAAAAGAGGCCUGAAAAUAGCUCUUGUCCAGUUAUCAGUGGGCCCGGACAAAGCCAACAACGUGUCCCAAGCAGUCAGCGAAAUACACAAAGCUAAGGAGAAAGGUGCGCAGGUGGUCGCUCUGCCAGAAUGUUUCAACUCUCCUUAUGGGACCAAAUUCUUUGAAGAAUAUGCGGAGGAAGUGCCAGCGGGUGAGACCUGCCGGGCGUUGUCCCGGGCAGCUGCGGAGGCCGGAGUGUGUGUGGUGGGGGGGACAGUGCCUGAACGGUGUGGGGACAAACUGUACAACUCUUGUACCGUCUGGGAUGCCCGUGGGAAGCUCCUAGCACAUCAUAGGAAGAUGCAUCUAUUCGAUAUUGACGUCCCAAACAAGAUCACAUUCAAAGAAUCUGAUGUACUCUCGGCGGGAGAUCAGAUUACGACGUUUGACUACGAAGGAGUUAGGAUUGGAAUUGGGAUCUGUUAUGAUGUGAGGUUUGGGGAGAUGGCUCAUCUCAUGGCUAAUAAGGGCUGUUCUCUUCUUAUCUACCCUGGCGCUUUCAACAUGACGACUGGUCCCCGUCACUGGGAGCUCCUGGGGCGGGCGCGGGCCAAUGAUCAGCAGCUGUGGGUGGCGCUGGUGAGCCCGGCGCGCGACCCCGCCGCCGGCUACGUGGCCUGGGGCCACUCCAUGGUGGUGGACCCCUGGGCGGAGGUCGUGGGGAAGCUGGAUGAGAAGCCGGGGACGCUGGUUGUGGAUAUUGACUUCACCAAAGUGGAAGAAGUCCGCAGCCAGAUACCAAUCAGGUCCCAAAGAAGAACUGAUGUUUAUGACACAAUAGAAAAAAAGUAGCAUUUAUUAAAUGUACUACUAUAUUUUCUAAUAGUUGUAUAUUUUGUUAUUACGAAUGGUGAAUAUAAAAAUAGGUAUACUACUUAGUUUAAAAAGAGGAAGAAUUUAUAAUAUAUGCUAAGUAGGUACAUACAUUUAUUUACAUAAUUCAAUCAUUUGUAGAAAAAAAUGCCAAAGAAAAAUAUCUUUCAAACAUUGGUUUUAUAGGUGUAUGUUAUGUACCUAUGUACGUUGGUUGGCAUAUUUUUGAGAAAGUAAACAAAUAACACGUGAUUUUAUAGUUGUUUAGUUUUGUUGGAUAGUAUUUAUCAUUUUCUGUAUAACUGUGUGUAUAUCAGAAGAUAGCCGCUCUUUGGUAUUUACUUAUCUAAACAUAUAUAUCAAAUUUCUAUCCUUGACGUGGUAGACGGAGCCAAUAGUUCCAAAGGCUAUACAUAUAGUCACAUCUAUAAUCCAUGCGGGGGAGACAGAACCAACAUUGGUGAUUCUAAAGUGCCGAAAACCACACGGCGAAGGCUUUUAUCAGCUGAAAUGUUUAAUUGGCUAAUCGAUAUUAAUAUUAGAAAGCUGAAGAGUUUGUUUUUUUUAACGCGUUAAUCUCAGGAACCACUGGAUUGCGUUGAAUAGACCAUUUAUUGAGAAAUGCUUUAGGCUAUAUACAUCAUGCUGCAACUAUAAGGAGCAAAGAAAUAAUGGAAAAUGUGAAAAAAAAAACGGGGAAAUUUAUUUAUCUUUGAGUUCUUCAGUGAUGCCAAAAAUAACUUCCACGCGGAUGAAGUCGCGGGCACAGCUAGUUACUUAUAAUUUGUAUGUGAGCGUUUAGAGCCACAGUGGUAUCACCCUAAUAGCGAUAAUUACCAUAAGUGCAGCUAUUACCUUCAUAAUUAUGCAAUCAUGAAACAUAUUUGGGGCAGACCGCAUAAACAAGCAAUAUUCGAUGAUUAUUAUCAUGUGAUUUAAGUAUAUUAUUGAGAUGUUAGACUGUAUUUUGUCAUUGUUACUUAUUUUUGUAAGUAUAUUGCAUACAUAAUAAAGAUUUGAAUUAUUAAAUCA